AUGAGAGAUGAUGGAUUGGAGAGCAAAAGGAAAGGUUUGCGGUGCUUCGUAAGAGAGAUAAGAUAUGAUGACAGGAAGGUCGUUGAUAAGACGGAAGAAAAGCCUCGUUCAACGACUCUCUUAAACAUGAAGAAAAGAUCGCCCCCCCAAAACGGCAGCCAUGAUGAUUCGGCGGCGUUGAACAAAUUGCCAAUGAUCAUCGGGUGA
This is a messenger RNA of Podospora pseudocomata, 207 nucleotides long. RefSeq lists its product as uncharacterized. Bases 1 to 207 code for a protein of 68 amino acids. The record is from RefSeq and is a predicted model, not a curated record. The transcript is spliced from 2 exons. NCBI's taxonomy places the organism in Eukaryota, Fungi, Ascomycota, Sordariomycetes, Sordariales, Podosporaceae.